AUGAAAUGGGUGUUAACUCAUUUACUGCCAGCCACUCAGAAUGGGGAUUGCAAAUUUGUGGACAUGCAACAAGUUAUCCAUGUAGAUGAAAAAUGGUUCUACUUGAACCCAGAAACAAGGAGGUUCUACCUUCUACCAAAUGAGGCAAACCCAUAUAUGUGCCAACAGUCCAAGAGGUUCAAAGUUAAAGGUAUGUUCAUGGCAGCAAUUGGCAAACCCAUAUUUGGUCCUAAUGGAGCAUUAAUACAUGAUGGAAAGUAUGGAAUUUUUCCAUUUGUCUAUGAAAGCAUAGCAAAGAAAAAAAGCAAAAACAGGGAUGCUGGUGCUGUGGAAAUCAAGGCAACACAGAAUAUCAACAAAGAAGCCAUAAGAGCAAUGCUAAUCAACAAUGUCAUUCCAUCAAUCAAAGCUAAAUGGCCUGCCCAUCUACCCAAGGACAUAUUUAUUCAGUGGGAUAAUGCCAGUCCUCAUCAAAUUCCUAGGGAUGAGGAAUUUCAAACAGCUUGUCACUCUGAGGGAUUCAACAUUCAAUUUAUUUACCAACCACUUCAGUCCCCAGAUUUAAAUGUGUUGGAUCUAGGGCUAUUCAAUGUAAUCCAAUCAAUACAAUACCAAUCCUUCCCAAAAAACCUAAAGGAACUCAUUGAAAGAGUGACAGAGGCUUAUCAGAUGUUCAACCCAGAGUUGAACAAGCAAAUUUGGAUAAGUCUACAAUGUUUUAUGGAAGAAUUCUGA
Messenger RNA from Chenopodium quinoa (quinoa), 735 nucleotides. RefSeq lists its product as uncharacterized. The record is from RefSeq and is a predicted model, not a curated record. Gene Ontology annotation, molecular function: nucleic acid binding. The coding region runs from base 1 to 735 and encodes 244 amino acids. The transcript has a single exon. Lineage: Eukaryota; Viridiplantae; Streptophyta; Magnoliopsida; Caryophyllales; Amaranthaceae.